Messenger RNA from Syngnathoides biaculeatus (alligator pipefish), 1649 nucleotides. RefSeq names its product RAB32a, member RAS oncogene family (gene rab32a). NCBI's taxonomy places the organism in Eukaryota, Metazoa, Chordata, Actinopteri, Syngnathiformes, Syngnathidae. The transcript is spliced from 3 exons. The record is from RefSeq and is a predicted model, not a curated record. The coding region runs from base 71 to 712 and encodes 213 amino acids. Gene Ontology annotation, cellular component: Golgi apparatus; trans-Golgi network; vesicle. Gene Ontology annotation, molecular function: GTPase activity; GTP binding. Gene Ontology annotation, biological process: vesicle-mediated transport.
CAUAAAAAAAAAAAAAAAAAAAAAAAGACGAAAAGUUUCGUACAGCUCCGUGGUCGUUUUGUUGGCGAGCAUGGCCGGCGGUUCGGUGUCGGAGUGCAAGGAGUACUUGUUCAAGGUGCUGGUGAUCGGGGAGCUCGGCGUGGGGAAGACGAGCAUCAUCAAGCGCUACGUGCACCAGCUCUUCUCGCAGCACUACCGGGCCACCAUCGGCGUCGACUUCGCCCUCAAAGUCCUCAACUGGGACAGCAAGACGCUCGUCCGCCUGCAGCUAUGGGACAUCGCAGGUCAGGAACGCUUCGGGAACAUGACGCGGGUGUACUACAAGGAAGCGGUGGGGGCCUUCGUGGUGUUCGACGUGACCAGGGGGUCCACCUUUGAGGCCGUGUCCAAGUGGAAGCACGACCUGGACAGCAAGGUGAAGCUGGCCAACGGAAGUCCCAUCCCCUCGGUGCUACUGGCCAACAAGUGCGACCAGAACAAUGAGGGCUACAACAACAUGACGCUCAUGGACAACUUCUGCAAGGAAAUGGGCUUCCUGGGCUGGUUCGAGACAUCCGCUAAGGACAACGUCAAUGUGGACAAGGCGGCCAAAUUCCUGGUGGAGAACAUCUUGGCCAACGACAAGGGCUUGCCGCACGAGGAGAGCAACGGAGACCGCAUCAAACUGGACCAGGACACCGUGGCGGCGGAGAGCAAGCCGGGCUGCUGCUAACGCUCAAUACGUGCACACUAACAGUCUCGCGCGCACACGCCCCUUUUAAGUGCAAGCCCGAGUGGGAAAAUGUUUCGUGAAAGCUCCAGGAGGACUGAGGCUUGUUUGACCUGCAGUUUUAUCUUUUUUAAAUUCUUAAAUAGUAUCUUUCCCUCGAGCAAAAUGUUAUCUUGAUGGCCUCCAAAAUAGCUUCAGUCUCUGUCCAUCACCCUCAAAACGCUCCGUAUCUGUUUUCUCGACUCUUUUCCUCGCCACUAACAAUUAACCGCAGCCCCUAAAUACUUGAAGCUGGCUCGUCGGCCCUGGACUUUAUCUGACGACAAGGGCUGGGGCUUAUUUUUCCAUUUUUAUGAUGACAACGAUUGAGUUGGAGAACUUGCAGAGUGCUUUUUUUUUGUGUUUGUGUGUAUCAGACACCUUUGAGUGUUUUCCACCCUGUUUGCUGUAAAGCUGCCCGACCCUUUUUUUUUAAAAGGUAUUUUAAAGCGCUCUCAUUUGUUGCUCUAUAUUCAAUUUGACUCCUGCGUCACACAGUUACGUAUUAACAUUGUUAUUGUUUUGUUUUUAUAGCUGUAAAAGUGAUACAUGCAGCAGUUCUGACAUAUUUUGCUGUACUUCCUCAAAUAAAUGUCUCUCCCUGACUGCUAUUUGAGGAAAUACAGAUGUAAAAACAUUUCUGUAAUACACAUAAUUUUGAACACUUUAAGCACUCUAUUUUUAUUUUAAGGUUGGAGCGAAGCUAAGGAUGUAGCUGAUUUUUGGUCCGUCUUAAAAAAUGUGUCACACUCAUGCAUUAUUUAAUGCCUGAGAUUAAAAAAAAAAUACUCUCCUUGUUAGGUUUAAAUGUGAAAAUAUUGUGAAGAGAAUAAAUAUUUUAACUGCUGUACAUUGAUUGCAUGUUCUCGUGCUGUCUAGAUUAAAUUGUAUUUAUCUUGUG